AUGCAAUGCCUCAACCUUCUCUUUGAGGACGGUUCCUACUUGGCAGAGUUUCUUCUUGAAAAGGGCUAUGAGGUCCAUGGUAUAUUGCGGCGGUCUAGUUCCUUCAACACAGGUCGCAUUGAGCACCUUUACCAUAAUCGCUGCACACACACAGAAGGCACCUCCAAGCCCCAGCACGGCCUCUCCCCGCAUGCAAAGAAUAUGAAACUUCACUAUGGCGACCUGACUGACAGCACGUGUCUGGUCAAGAUCAUCAAUGAGGUGAAACCCACAGAGAUCUACAACCUGGGGGCACAGAGCCACGUCAAGAUCUCCUUUGACCUGGCGGAGUACACGGCGGAUGUGGAUGGUGUGGGUACGCUCCGCCUGCUGGACGCGGUGAAGACGUGCGGCCUGACGAGCAGCGUGCGCUUCUACCAGGCCUCCACCAGCGAGCUGUACGGCAAGGUGCAGGAGAUCCCCCAGAAGGAGACCACGCCCUUCUACCCCAGAUCCCCCUACGGUGCUGCAAAGCUCUACGCCUACUGGAUCGUGGUCAACUUCAGAGAAGCGUACGAUCUCUUCGCCGUCAACGGAAUCCUCUUCAACCACGAGAGCCCUCGCAGAGGUUCUAAUUUCGUGACGCGGAAGAUCAGUCGUGCGGUGGCCAAGAUCAGUCUGGGGCUGGCGGAGACGCUGAGUCUGGGGAACAUCGACUCCAAGAGGGACUGGGGACACGCCAGGGACUAUGUGGAGGCCAUGUGGUUGAUGCUGCAACAGGAGAACCCAGAAGACUUCGUCAUAGCAACCGGUGAGGUGCACAGCGUACGCGAGUUUGUGGAGAAAGCCUUCAAACACGUGGGCAAGACCAUCAAGUGGGAGGGCCAGGGUGAGCAGGAGAUUGGCCGCUGUGAAGAGACGGGGGUGGUGCACGUCAACAUCGACCCCAAAUACUACAGACCCACUGAAGUGGACUAUCUGCAGGGAGACAGUUCCAAGGCUGAGAAGAUACUGGGCUGGAAACCAAAAGUGUCCUUUGAGGAACUUGUAAAGGAGAUGGUGGAAGCUGACCUCGAACUGAUGAAGAAAAACCCAAAUGCCUGAAUAAUACACACACACACACACACACACACACACACACACACACACACACACACACACACACACACACACACACACACACACACACACACUCCCAACCUUAUACACACUCCAUCCAUCUCUCCCUUUUCCCUCCUGUAAGGAAACUGGCACUCCGUGUGUCUUUUACACAGACUGACUUUGAUUUGAGGCGUGUCUGACUUUUCCUCCUAUUUUUUGCUUUGCCUUUGCACAUGCACUCAUUGAGGGGUUCAGUAUGUCCCUCUGCCUCUCCUGUACAUUUGUGUCUCCAAUUCUGCCUUCCUCUGUGUUUUGUGUUUCUGUUUUUUUUUCUAUGGCCAAAAGAAAAAAGGAAUUGUCAAUCAAUUUUUAUUAUUUAACAAAGUCUAUGUUUUAUUUUAUGGUUUUAGAAAUGAAGGUGUCCUAAAAUAAUAAUGAAGUGAUGUAUUUUAAAAGCUGCAGAGAUUUAUUUCUUCAUGUUUUAUCAUGUAAAGGGGUGUAAAGGGGUUUUACAUUAAAUUUUAGAGGGAUUUAAAUCUUA
Molecule: messenger RNA, 1621 nt
Organism: Engraulis encrasicolus (European anchovy)
Lineage: Eukaryota; Metazoa; Chordata; Actinopteri; Clupeiformes; Engraulidae
Gene: gmds
Product: GDP-mannose 4,6-dehydratase
Exons: 12
Coding region: 1-1083 (360 amino acids)
Biological process (GO): GDP-mannose metabolic process
Cellular component (GO): cytoplasm
Molecular function (GO): GDP-mannose 4,6-dehydratase activity
Source: RefSeq, a predicted model, not a curated record